CGGGCCUGCGCGGCGAGCCCAGCGCAGCGGCCCGCCGCCACGGGGCUGCGGAGCUGCCGGCGCGGCGAGGAGCGCCCCGGGGACGCGGCACCGCCGGUGCCCGGCGCCGCCGGCCGCCAUGGGGGAACAACCCAUCUACAGCACCCGAGCUCACGUCUUCCAGAUUGACCCAAACACUAAGAAGAACUGGGUUCCCACCAGCAAGCAUGCUGUUACUGUGUCCUACUUCUAUGACAGCACAAGAAAUGUCUAUAGGAUAAUCAGUUUGGAUGGCUCAAAGGCAAUAAUAAAUAGCACUAUCACCCCCAACAUGACAUUUACUAAAACAUCCCAGAAGUUUGGCCAGUGGGCAGACAGCAGAGCGAAUACAGUCUAUGGCUUGGGAUUUUCAUCUGAACAUCACCUUUCAAAAUUUGCUGAAAAAUUUCAGGAAUUCAAAGAGGCUGCAAGACUAGCAAAGGAAAAAUCCCAAGAAAAGAUGGAGCUAACAAGUACACCCUCUCAAGAAUCAGCUGGAGGGGAUAUUCAGUCUCCUUUGACUCCAGAAAGUAUUAACGGGACAGAUGACGAGAGAGCGACGCCGGAAGUGACGCAGAACUCAGAACCAAGGGCUGAACCAACCCAGAAUGCAUUGCCAUUUACCCAUAGUUCGACAAUCAGCAAGCAUUGGGAGGCAGAACUGGCCACGCUGAAGGGUAAUAACGCCAAGCUCACAGCAGCCCUGCUGGAGUCCACUGCCAAUGUGAAACAAUGGAAACAACAACUUGCUGCGUAUCAGGAGGAAGCAGAACGUCUUCAUAAGCGGGUGACUGAGCUAGAGUGUGUGAGCAGUCAAGCCAAUGCAGUCCACACACAUAAAACAGAAUUAAACCAGACAAUACAGGAGUUAGAGUCUACGCUGAAGAAAAAAGAAGAGGAAAUAGAAGGAUUGAAACAAGAAAUCGAAAAUGCCAGAGAGCUCCAGGCACAGAGGGAUUCUCUGACCCAGAAGUUACAGGAAGUAGAAAUUCGAAACAAAGACCUGGAAGGCCAGCUGUCUGAUCUAGAGCAACGUCUGGAGAAAAGUCAGAAUGAGCAAGAAGCUUUUCGCAAUAACUUGAAGACACUUUUAGAAAUUCUUGAUGGAAAAAUAUUUGAACUAACAGAGUUACGAGAUAACUUGGCCAAGCUAAUAGAAUGCAGCUAAAGAAAAUGGGAUUCCAGUGCCAAUCAGCUUAAAGAUGCACUGUCUCUCUUCAUAGGACUGUGUUGGGCUCUGCAUCAAAGUUGCACAAAAUUAGAAAAUGCUCCUCUGAGAGGGCUUGUUUUAAAUUUGAGUCGUAUUUCAAUGUAAAAUUCAGAAUUCAGCUUGUAGCUAGUUGAAAAAAAAAAAAAACCAAGAAACAAAAAAACUUGAAUUACAAAUUACCUCCUUGUACAUUAUUGGCCAUAGAUAACUUGAAAGAUAUUAACAGUAAUUGAAUGCAAUCCUUUUCUAAUUAUCAGUGAUGGAGGAAUUAGCAGUGUCCCAGGUCACAUCCCCUUUUUUUCUGGUAGACACAAUAUAGGUUAUCUGCUGUUUUAUUUAUUUAAGAUACUUAAUUGCUCCGUUUUGUGCAAGAACUUAGUGAUGACAGCCCUGUAUUUUGUUGUUCUUAAUAAUUUCUCAGGAUACUUUGCACUGCGGAGAAGCAGUGCCAUUACCAAUUUAUUCUUUCCAGGAGUGAGAGAGAUGCAUCUUUAAUUGAAACAAAGUUACUAUAACUGCUUGUAUAAAGUUCUUCCUUUUGGAGUUUUUUUGUUUGGUUGGUUGGUUGGUUGUUUUUUGGUUUUUUAUAUAUAUAUAUCUCUAAUGGAAGAUACCGUAUUUCUUUAUGGAGCUUACUCUGGUGUUCUACAAUAUUGUCCAAUGUAAGGUUUACUUUUUCAUAUGAAUUCCAUGUAAUUACAGUGAGAUACUAUCUUCCACUUAACUAUAUUUUGAAGCCAACCAAUGAUAGAAGGUGAGUCCCCCCAGGAAAAAAAAAAAAAAAAAAAGGCAAAAAACCUCUGAGAAUUUUAAAUGUAAAAUUUGACAUGCACAGAUAACGAGGAAUAGCCAGUCAUUUGUUUUCUGGCCUUGAUACAUAUGUCGAAUAUGUAUGUUCAAUUAACUGUUAACCUGUUCUGCAGGAGACUUUUUCAGAAUGUCACGUGCAUUUCAGGUUUUGUGAAUAAUGGCUUAUGGGGAGCAUUGUUUUAUUACAGAUUGCAUUAAGGGCAUAGAGCUAUUGCAAGAGAUUACUUGUACACUGAAUUUGUCCAGCCAAGAAAGCUGUUUCUAGAAGUUUUGUUGUCAUAGCAAAUUGGAAUGGAGACGUUUACUCUUUUAUGGGUCUUCAUAUCACAUCUUUAUUGAAACUACACCAGGCAAUAUUCUGAACUGUUAACUAAAUGUUUAAAAACAGGAAAUUGAAUUCAAUUAUCCUCAGUGAGCAGGUUUUAAAGUUGUUUUGAUGUAAUUUUAACAGACUUUUGGCAAACACACAUUUCUUUAUAUAAUAGAUUUAUUUAAACAAAAAGAACCUCUUUGAAAGGUAAGCCAAGUGUCACGUGUCUUGCAUCAAAGUACAUUCUUGCCAUAAAUUGCUUGUAAUGUUGAAGAGGGCUUUUUUAAAAUGUAUGAAUGAGUGUCAGACUUCUGAGUCGAAAGAUGCACGGACCUUUGUUUGCUCCCCAAAUUAAUUUGAAUGUUAAACAUGAAAUCUAGCUGCUUAUUAAAUUUGUACAACACAAUAUUCUCCACUGAGAGACUGCUAUUCAAAACUAGAAAAGAUAAGUUUGUUUUCAUGUGUGUACUGUGUGUAUAUACCAUAUAAUACACACAGGUUCUCAUUUAUAUUAGAAAUACAUGCUUUAUUUCUAAGAUACCAGUUUUUUUCUUUACCAGUGAUUUAUCAGGUUUCCCCUGACUAGUCAGGAAAAUGGUUUAGGUCAAAUGCUAAACCGUCAUGUAUUAUACUGUAUGUAAUGUACACAAUGUUUAAGUUUCCUCCAUAUUUUUAGGGUAUUUUCUCACCUGUUUUAUUUAUUGAAGGGAUGGGGGGAGCUUGGUUCAGCGUGCUACUCGUUGAAAACUUUGUGGUGAGCUACAUGUUUUUCAUUCAGUGGAUUUUAGGCCGUGAUGUGUAUAUCUUCAUCAGGUCCAGAUGAGCAUAUAUAACUAGUUUUUAAUUUACUUGGGGAUGUUUGGGCCUGAUUCUCCUGUCACUUGAGCUGCUGUAAACCACAUGUGUCCUUGAUGUGAUGCCAGCAUCGUGCAGUUGGCAUAGCAUCUGUGGAAGUGCAAGGAGAAUUUGGCCCGCUAAUGCUCAGUGGACAUAAUAAAGAUGAAGAAAAAGAAUAAAAACACAGAAAGUUGAUGAUGGAAUAAAUGUAAUAUUAUUUUUAAUGAUAAUAUUAUUGACAUUUUUAAAGCUAUGAUGUCAUUUACAUGUGGGGAAAUAGUGGACAGAAGUAUUUCCACUUAAAUUUUGUGACUAUGUGUGGUACAUGAGUAUUUCUAUGUAUACGUACACACACAUAUGUAUAUACAGAACAUGGAACAAUUUAGAUGUGCACAUUUUUAAUAUUUUCCUAUUGAAAUUAAAUUUAAAAUUGGAAAUUGAUACUUGAGAAUUUCUUUUCUCAUAGAGUAGAUAUGCUUCAUUUCUUUUCUUUUUUUUUUUUUUUUUUAAUAAUACAGUUACGGAGGGCUGCACCUUUGAAUUCCCAAAUAGUUGCCAAACAGAAAUAUGGGAUAAGGUGGACAUACGUGCACAUAUAAAUAAAAUCGUAUUGCUAAGACUAUUUUUAAUGUUUACAUACAGUAGAUGAGUGUUUAGAAAUUGUGAUCUAAAGUUCAUAUUUAGGUGGCUAUACCUACUGUAGCCUCUCCGCUUCUAUUUUAAGGUAAAAGCUUGCCUGUUUGAAACAUUACUUUCCCAGAGACAGGUAUCAUCCAUUGUAUCUAUCUUUGAGGAAACUAUGGGGAUAUGGAUAUGAGAAAACAGUGUUGAGUACUAUUGCAUGAAUAUAUCACCAUGACCUUGCACUGGAGGGGAGGGCAGUCACAUCGCAUAUAACUUGUUAUAUGGCAACUACAGUCUCGUAAAAGGAAAAAAAAAAAAAAAAGAAUUACCAAAAAACCUAACAGAAAUACCCAAAAAAAAAAAAAAAAAAAAAAACAGAAAAAGAAAAAGAAAAAAUACAGGUUUUUAUUUUGAAAUACACUUGCUGUUCUCUGGAGAAUGUACUUUUACUCUUUCUUUUUUUUCCUUAAAUCUUUUUCAAGUAUGUGCAAGUGAUAGCAGCAGCUACCUUAAUCUUUCAGGUGCUACUGGAUUUUGCAUUAGUGUGUUAUGUUGUGAAAUCCUGACUUUGACAUAAAAGAUUUUUGUAAGUAUAUCCCCGUCUGGAUAGUUAGUUUUUGGAGUGUCUUGUUCGUAAUCCAUAUGCCUCAAUGAUCCAGAAAUUGCAUUUUUCUAUGUGGAUAAAGUAAAACAUGUGAAUUAAUCUGUCUGUUACAGACUGGGAAUUCCUUUUCCUGGCUAAUACAUCCAGGAAAGAGGAGAACAAAAUGAACUGAUAAUGCAGAAAUGCUGUUAUAAGGUCUCUAAGAAAAUACAUUUUCAGGUAAAAUAUAAAUAAAUAAAGGGCUAAACCAGAUGUAACACAAAUAAGUAUCGUUUAAUGCUAUUGGUAGCAUUCCCAGGAUAAUUCCUUUAAAGAAAACCCUGCAAGAAUGAACAAUGCAUCAAUUAAAGAUUAAUAUUUUGGGAUGUGUCUUUUCAGUUGUCAAUUGUGAAAGCUUUCUGAUUUCUGCUCAUUUUUCUACCAGUUAGGGACUAACUUCAAGUUUACCUUCAACAAGAGGCUAAACCUCAAUUUGUUCUAACAUCUUUUAUAUUCUGUGCUGAAGUGGCUACUGAACACCGCUCUGUGAACACCACAUUCAAAAAUCAAAAUUUUUUUCAGAAAUACCGCAUGGAGGGAGGAAUGGAAAACUGUCGCAGACCUUAAUUCUCUGCAGAACUGUGUAUGUCAGUAAAAGCACUUAAUCUGGUUGAUUGCGGAAAUCUCGGAUCUUGAGGCCAAAGAUAAAUCUGAUUAGAGAUUAGGUCUGCAUGUCGAAAGACAAUUAAAAAAAAAGGGGAUCAUCAAGAAUCCCCAUCCAAGGAGUGUAGUUCAGUCUCAGUAAACCGGACACGCCGGCUAAGUGCACAGCUGUACACUGAUUUUUUUCAGGAAAUGGACCUGACUCUGCAAAGCAGUGUUCAAAUUGUCUUGUUUACAUUUUCUUAGUAAUGCUGCAUAUGUGCACUACCUCUGAAUGGUGCUAAGCAGAGAACAUAUCACGGGAAUAACAGACACUGUUUAAAAUCUAUAUUUUUUUCUUUCUUUUUUUUUUUUGCUUAGCAGCAUUAGUUCCUUGCUUUACUCCAGUUACUUCAGAAAAGUAGGAUUAAUUUUACCCAUGAUGUUGAACACUUGGGAACAGCGAGCAGAGUUUUGUGUUAGAUCCUGGAGUCAGUUCGGCUCGUGUCCGCUCUCCUGGCUGCACAACCCAGCCAGAAAGCGGCUGCAGCUGCUUAUGUCACGAUACUCGCAGUACCUCUAGACACUGCCGAUGGAAGUGGGUUUUCACACCGUGUGGGGUCUCGUAGCCUGCCCGCCACAACCUCUCAGGGACCUGUAGCUGCCAGUUCUGCCUCCCCACUGCUGGCAGCUCAUCCUCGGACCAAAGAAACACAAGCCUAAUUUAUACCCACUUUCUUCCCUGUUGCCGGGUCUUGCCCAAGCAAAGCUCAGCUGCGACAGUGCGUCUGGCAGUUUGUGUCAUUUUCAGAUACAGGCAUGGGAAGGAGGAGUAACCAUCAAAGGUGUUUUAGAUUUGGGGUGGGGGGAAACAGAAGAGUUGUCAAAAAGAUUCCCUUAAUGGAACCGGUAGGGAGAAUGGUCUGCGUAGCAAAGGACAGACCACCUGAGCUGCUGCCAGAAGCGACAAAAAGGUUCGUUCGAGAGGAUCUUGCUUUCCCUUAGGUAUGCACGUCAUGCGAAUAGUGAGCGCGCCUGGCUUGCCCCAGAACUCUGCUCCGGUUGCCGUAGGCUUCUCAAGGUCAGCAUUAGGUGUGUGUUCCGUGAACACAGCCAAAGUUCUGGCGGUCUACAAACCCCGUGUCCUUUCCAUCUUCACAGCUCUAGAGGUUUGGUAUCGGUGUUAGUCAUCAGUAGUGGCUGAUCAACAACACUCCCUAUUUUUUCCUGCCAUCAGUUCCUAGCACCUGUGGUAUUUGUGUAACAAAGUUGUGAGCUGGGUUUUGGGGUUUUUCUUUCUUUUCUUUUAACUUCAAAGUAGUUUCAGACCUUGUCUGUCCCUGCCCUGGGGAUUCUUACCUGCUCUCAUCCGGCAGUGUGUCAGCCGCUCUUGCUUCCACUAGAUUGAGAAUAGCAACCUAGAAGUUUUCUUGGAAGACAACUUGCAUUUCUGUGGCUGUGGCAAUUCUUGAAGAGGAAGAAUUUUUUUCCCAGUAGAUCAAGAAGGAGGCAGAGUCCAGGACCUUCACAAACAAUACCUGCAUCCAGGUGCUAAGGGGAGAGGAAAAGCUGCACUGACAAGGUAUGUUGAAGUAUAAUCUGCCUUUAUGGAUUUCCGCCUUUUUAGUUAAAUAUGGUCAUGCAGAUAUUUGCAAACUUUAAGAUUUUCAGAGAGGGAACAAGACUUUUGAAAUUCUCCAAGUCUGGAUUGUGUUCUGUUAAAUGAUGACAGGAAUUUUCUGUAAACAAAAAAGAAAUGGGAAGCAAAAUGAUCCGGUACUUCCCUGCAAGAGAAGCAUCACAGGCCUUACCUGUGGAUGGAAAAGUAAAGAUUAAAUCUACUUUCUCUGCAUCUGAAAAUACUGCUAUUUUUGUAACUCCAGCAGUGUUGUUUCUCAGGAAUUUGCAGCAAUGGGAACCAGAAAUGUAUCAGUGGAAGGAAGGCACGGUGCUGUCUUUGACUUUCGCUUAGUGAGAGGAGCCAGGACAGUGAUGCGCAGUUGAGCGACUCAGGUCAUAUCUAGCGUGAGCAUCCCGCGGAGCCCCCGCUGCCCCGGCUCCCUGCUGCGCCCUCCUACAUGUGUGGCAGCCGGACCAGGCCUGGCUGCGCUCGCCCCCUGUCCCAGGAGCAGCCCCGGGGGGUUUGUCACCCUUUGUUCAGAAGCUGCUGGUUCGAACUGUAGCCCCCAUCGUCACAGGUUGAGCCCUUUUGCUCCAGAGAUCCCGAGCAGAGAAGACAGAGGGGAAAUUUCAUUCUGCAGAUCCAGAAGAUGAGUAACACGCUGGUUUGGUAUAAGCACCUUUUCCCCACCUCUUUGAAAGAAAAAGGAGUUAUGAAAGCUUUAUUUGGGGUAGUUAUUGUUACCAUUUGGAAACCUACAAGUCAAAACUUUGUUAUCCUAUAUUUCUUAUUUUUCCUUUUGUGUCUCUGUGCUCUUUUCUCCUGCGUAACUUGGGGCACCAAGCACAUGUUUACGAUAAAUGUAAGGAAGUCCUAAACUGCUUAUGGAAUGAGAUACAUGAACAUCCAGUGUGCUGCUCACCAGGCAGGCACGUCAGCAACCCGAACAAAAAAACACAUAAAGGGUAUCCAUAGAUAUGGGGUGCUGUCUGAUGUGCAUGAACAUCCCUUAGCCUCGGCGAAGGAGUUGGCCAGGCAAAGAAGCCAAGAGAAGAGGCAGUGGGGAAGCACCAGGAAUGUUCUAAACAAGCAUUACUGAAGCAUGCCACCAGGGAGCAUUUGGAAUCAAAGCUGGCUAAAACAGAGAGCAGUGCAAGUGUUCUCAGAAAACAGGAGUCUGUGUACUCUUUAUUGAGGAUGGCUGCAUUGCAGAAGUAGAAAAUUCCUAUAAGGCAUGUUUAACUCCUCAAGUCAAAAUGCAGUAGUGUGUCAGGAUUGGCAGGCCGUUUUCAGAACAGAUUCAGAGCUGAUUUUUUCUGCUAAAACAAAGGAAUCCUACACCAGGCAGCAAAAAUUGCCAUCCAGCCUGAGGAUUUCUGUCAGCUAGGGUAGGAGACAGAUGUUUUGCAAAGGAAUUAAAGCAACAUUUUGCAAUUUCCCUGAGAGAACCAGUACCAAGAGGAGAACAGAUCUCUCCGCAAAUUGCCUGAGUCAGACUGGGACAUCCAGCUACAAGACUUACGUCUGGACUGGCCGGACGGGCAGGCAGUGAACUGUGCUGUAGGUCCAAAGGUUUUUUAAGGGACUUGUGACAGUUUGGCCAAAUUCCAGUAAUGAAGCUGUAACAAGGAUCUAUGUAUCUAAAAACAAAACGCAGAAGGAAUUAGGGCUCCACAGAGCACAGCAGCAGUCAGCCCCGUCGCUGAGAAACCAACUGCACUGGGGGCUCUCCGAGUAUCCAAACAUGCGAUCUCCUCCGUGACCCUGGCAGAAAGGAGGGUUUGCUUACGGGAUAAAAGCAAAGGGGUUAACCAGCCACUGAGGCAGGUUUUACAGCUCAGGAGUAGCUACCAGGUGGCUGUGGAAUUUACUGUGACGUUUUAAGUGUCUCUUUUCAAUGCGCUGCACCAGAAAAGGGAGCCGCUACUUCAGGAGGAUGGAAGCUGACGUCCAUGACCCCAGUAAGCAUAGCUCUGUGCCUUAUAUUGGGUAAAAGCUGGGGCAUAGCGACUUGGAAAGUAGCCACGUGGUGACGGGGGUAUGUCAAGGGGUCAGGCCUUCACCAGCCGGAAGUUCUUGAGGUAUAAGAGAAGAAAUUCUAAUUUCCAGUAUUUCAGUAUAUUAGAACAUUUUUUUUAAGGAAAGCCCAUGACUUGCUGUUGCAAUGACAUGUUGAUGGGCUCACGGAAAACAUCUUGGUGUCCUGUUGGGAGUCAGCCAGGCUUCUUCCACUGGUGAGCUCCAAAGGGGGCAGGAGAUAAAUUUUACCUUCCAUCACCGAACCAAGCUGGUACUGCCAGUGCCAAACACUCCCUCAUUCAGAAGCAUCCCUGAAACCGUGAGCAUCCACUAAGGACUGCAGGAGAUUGGCGUCCCAGGGCGUGGAAAGGCCGGAAGACUUGAGCUCUGCUGGCUGGCAGCAGGAGCCAGGCUUUUCCCAGGGGGCUGAUGCAGUCUUGACACAUGCUGGUUGGGACGCAGAGCUUCUGUUUAAAGCCUCUUAUUGCAAAUUGAGUUUAAAAGUUGAAGACUUGAAGGUUGCGGUGUUUGGUUUUUUUCUGUGAAAUGGGACACAGCACUGACUUGCAACUGUAACUGCUUUUGAGUAUUUAAAUGUGCUUUAGAUGUAGUAUGUGUUAGUUUGCAUACCAGUCUAAACAAAGCAUGUCCUGGUAGGCAACCUGCAGCUCACGUUCUCCCUGAAAACAUAGCCUGAACAGAAACUACUUUUUUUUUUUUAAGGAAAAGUGACAGACUUCAUCUCCUGAACAAUUUGCUCUAUCAAUCAGGCAUGGUUAACUAACGCUACCUUUCACUGAGGGCAAGUCCUGCGCUCCUCCCAUCUUUUCCCAGAAUGGAUUAAAUGAUUGUAGACAUGCUCCAAGCGUCAGUUCGCUGGUCUGCAGCUUUUCUUGAUCCUGUCUGCUGGCCACAGGCACCGGAGGAACGGCCCACGAACGGCCAGGCCUCGCAAAGGCCAGCAGGCUGACCCACCGAGCUGAUGACCGAGCAGGGCAAGGGGGUGAGGUGAUGGGACACACAAAAUGCUGUUGCAGAGCGGGUGGAAGUAAUUUGUUCGUACAGUGGUAGUGGGCAGGAGAACAAAUAAUGAACGACCUUAUGUUUCAGCUUUGGUACUAAUACUAAGAGAAGCCUUCAACCAGCAGGCACUGCAAUGCAUCACUUGGAGAGGCUGUGACCUUCCGUCAGUAGAAACCUUCAGGAAACUAUUACAGGAAUGACACAGGUGUAUGUGCUCCAGCAACAAAAGGAUAGGACGUGUGAUUUUUUUUUUAAUAGUCUUAUUUUUUAAUGCCAAUUCAAGACAAUUUUUUGGUUUUUUGUUUUUUUAACACAUCACUAUAAAUCAAGAGCAGUGUGCCACGGCUUCUUUGUCAAAUUGUUUUUGCGGGACUCUGUCCGGUCCAACAGUCACUUUACUCACAGCAAGUGAGUGCGGGGAGAAAAAGGCCAUCACUUCAUGAUGCUUUAUAUGAAGUUGAUUCAUAAAACAUUUGUGUUGUUUAAAUUGUGCAGUUAACAUGCAUGGCAGUUCGAGCAUGCAUUGAUGAUUUUGUACGGUAAGAGCUCAGUUACACUCCUGAAAUUUAAUGGGAUUAAAAUAAAGUACUGAGGAAGAAAAAGUACAGUUAAUAUAAAUUUUUUGUAUGAAUUGCAUGAAUCUUCUUUUUUUCUUAUUCCUGUGACUUCUAAGCAGCAAUAUACAGGGGGAGCAUGAUGCAAAUUAGAGUUGUUGUUUAAGAUAAAAGAAUGAAGUAAACAGAGAUUUUUGUUUGAAAGACUAUGAAUGUGCUUGGCCUUAUAUAAGCCAUAUGGGGCAUAGUGAGAUAGCUCAGAGAAGUCAAGUCUAUUUUCUUCCAUGGUGAGGAGAAAGAGUGAAAAGAAGGUAAUACAGACGAUUUGUCUGUGACACAAGCGUCCCCAACAAACAUCCCACAGACAGCACACAAAUACGGUAGGAACAAAGGGAUAAGGCAGCAGAUGCAGGGAAUGAUCUUGAAUGUAAUUUUUGUUUUGUGUUGGGUUUUUUCCCUCCAGAGUUUUGGUUGAUUAAAGAGGGGAGCGUGAACACCAGCACUAACGCAGACAGGCAGCAGCUGUCACAGCACAGAUAAGAAUCUCUGCCUGUUUUUAUCCACCAGCCCUUCCUGCCGAGGCAAGGUUUCAAGGGAGAUGUGCUGCCUUUGGGCUGGGGAAAGCCUGGACAGUCAGCAUGAGAGUGGUGAAGAUUUGCAUAACAUUAAGAGAAGGCAGGAGGGACCCAGAGCCUCGGUGCAAAAGGGGGAAAGGGCAGAAGGCACCUCUGUGGGAAGAAGGCAGGUCUGCAGCUCUGCGGGAUGGAGAGUGGGACAGAAGCUUGUAGCAUCGCUGGGAGGAGCAAGGCAGGUUACGUGGUGAUGCUGCUACGGCUUCCUGGCAAAACCUCUGGAAUCUUCUGCUGUAGCACAGUUUGUGUCAGCAAAGCAGUGCUCAGAACAGUUAAAUGGCUGACAUGACACGUCUGAAGUUUACAGAGGCUAUUUUAUCGUUAGGUUAAUUACAUCCCUCCCUCCUCCUAAAAGGUAAAAACACAGUGGUAAAACUCCAUAGCACUAGAGCUGGAUAAGUGAUCUGUGACACGAGCAUAAAGCUGGGGCUCUGGUGGCGGCGGCGAGAUGCUGGUGGUUUGGUGAUUCAGGUACUGCAUCAGUCCAAGAUUCCUGUAAGCUCCCUCCUACGGCAGGAAGAGGAACGCCUGUGAAACGGGCUUCUCCCUGCGAUGGGAAGCAGCAGUAAGAACUGCUGAGAGAAAGAACAGUGCAUCGGUUUUGGAAAAAGAGAUCUGACCAACUCCCUUACCAUUUGUGCUUCCGUGCCUUCUCCCCAUCCCCUCUGCUGAGUAUUAAGCGGUGUAACAGAAGCAAACCGUACACAUACCAAUGGUUUCUGUCAGAACAAGGGCGGUGGUUUAUUUCUGCAAGUUUGAGGACUGUGGCCCAGUGGCUAUUUAUUUACAAUGUACCUUUCCUUUACAUCUGACAUGUAACUAACAUGAAAAAAAAAAUUAAUAAAUGAUGGUUCUACCCAUCUCCCAUCUUUUAUGUGUUGUACAAACAUUCAGGUCUUAUUCCCAGUAGCAUACCACCACCUUCCAAGUGUGCCUACAGAUACACUCACUAAUUUGCAAUUCUGGUGCGUGCAUUAAAUUUAAAAUUAAAAAGCUGUAGUAAUACCCGUAAGAGGCAUAAAAAAGCAGCUAGUUAUCUACUGAAGCCCAUGCCAAAGUAGACGCCAGCUGACGGUAGCAAAUACCCUUACACAGGAGUCAGUCCCGCAGGGCAGAAGGUGUGACAUCACCCGCCGCAGGGUCACACAUGCUGCCAAGGGCACAGCCACAGCGUUGGGAACAGACCUGGGCUACAAAUAUAAACCUAGUCCUUCACAAGAAAAGUCAGCGAUGACCAAAGAACUUGCUUAUUUCAAAACACAUCUCCUGCUCGUUCUAGAUGUUCUGCCACAACCCAAAAUUAGCAGCACACACCGUCAUCAGCAGAAGUGAAAAACACUAGAAAACCUGAGCCAGACAGGCCUCGGACUUGGGUUAAGACACUUGGCAGUGUAGAUUUGUACUGCAAAUCCAACCUUUGUUUCACUUUGUUAUUGGAAAUGUCAUACCUUUUUCUUGUUUUCUCAGGAUUGUAAUUGCACGAAAAAGUUCCUGUUCCAGAAACACACUGAGAAUUUCUUUUUUUCUCAUGUUAAGGGACAUAGAAACAACCUGCACUGACUCACCUGUAGUUCUUGUACCAGAAACACAGGAGUAAAAGGAAAAAGAUGCACAAUGCAAACAUACCUCGUUCUUAAGAU
Chroicocephalus ridibundus (black-headed gull) is the source of this 12523-nucleotide messenger RNA. RefSeq names its product homer scaffold protein 1 (gene HOMER1). NCBI's taxonomy places the organism in Eukaryota, Metazoa, Chordata, Aves, Charadriiformes, Laridae. Bases 119 to 1186 code for a protein of 355 amino acids. Gene Ontology annotation, biological process: G protein-coupled glutamate receptor signaling pathway; regulation of store-operated calcium entry. Gene Ontology annotation, molecular function: G protein-coupled glutamate receptor binding. Gene Ontology annotation, cellular component: cytoplasm; postsynaptic density; dendrite. The transcript has 9 exons. The record is from RefSeq and is a predicted model, not a curated record.